ACUAUGUAUUGGCAAUUUGACUACAUUGAUUUCGUCGUAAUCGAAGAACUGAAUAAAACAUUGAACAAUAAAAUUUGUUAACAUCAUCUCUGGCGCACUGAAGUGUGUCUAUUUUGCUUUGGAAAUGGAAGACGUAAACAAGGCUGCUGAAUCAAAUGAAGAAGAAAGCACUAAUGCUAAGGAGAAUGGUCCUCCCCAAGAGGAAAUGGCACAGAAAAAUAAACAGAUGACUGUGGGAACUGGAGACAGUGAUGCUGCACGAACAACAAUAUUGAAACCUGUAGGGGAGGGGAAGAAUGGAAAUAAAACAGCCUCCAAGCAGCGGCCAGAGAGGAAAGGUUGUUGUUACUGUGGCAAGGAGCGUAACCUAAACAUUGUAGAACUGCUGUGUGCCAGCUGCUUACAUUGGUACCACGAGUCAUGUAUAGGUCUUCAGCUUGGAAAGCUUGUGCCUUUCAUGAUGAACUACGUAUUUGUGUGCAAAAACUGUUCUCCUACAGGACUGGAAAGUUUCAAGAAAAACCAGGCUGCAUUUACACAGAUGUGUGUAACUGCCUUAGGAAACUUAAAACAUGCAAGUGCAAAAGAAGGCACACCCAGGACAAUGUUUUCUAAAGAUAAAGAAAUUGUUCCAUUUAUUGAUCUUCAUUGGGAAGGCAUGACAACAAUGCCACGCCGUGUUACUCAGUCAUGGCAUUCAACGAUCCAUCGUGCCUUAAUGAAAGAUACAGGAACAUUAUUUGUAUGUGAUGACACUGGGAAGACUGAUGCCCAUCCAUUAUAUGGUCUUCAAGGCCUUGAACUAGUUGACAUAAGGCCAAAUUAUGAGGCAAUGAUUCGUGGAGGUCAUUUGAAAAUUACAGACAUGGGAGUUCAACAUGUACAACCAUCAAGUACCGUAAAAGGUCGAAGUACAAAAAGGAAGAUAGCAUCUGAUCAGGGAGGUGGUGGUAGACAGAGGGGUCGAGUAACUGAAGCAACUGCACCAAAAUUGUCAGCCCAUGGCUAUCCUUUGGAACAUCCAUUCAAUAAGGAUGGGUAUCGUUAUUUCCUUGCAGAGCCUGAUCCACAUGCUCCAUUUAGGCAGGAAUUUGAUGAGAGCCCUGACUGGGCAGGUAGACCAAUACCUGGCUGGUUGUACCGCAGGCUGUGUCCAAGUACAGUCUUACUUGCACUUCAUGAUCGUGCUCCACAGUUGCAUAUUUCUGAAGACAGACUUUCUGUCACUGGUGAGAAGGGAUACUCCAUGGUUCGUGCCACUCACUCGGUGAGUCGUGGCACAUGGUACUGGGAAGCCACUGUGGAGGAAAUGCCUGAUGGCUCAGCAACACGUCUAGGGUGGGGACAGGAGUAUGGAAAUCUGCAAGCACCUUUAGGUUAUGAUAAAUUUGGAUAUUCCUGGCGGUCAAGGAAGGGUACACGAUUUCAUGAGUGUCGUGGUAAACACUACAGUCCUGCUUAUGGAGAAGGUGAUGUGCUUGGAUUCAUGAUUGUUUUACCCGACUCAAAUGAAGUAAAUCAUUUACCUCAGCCCUACAAAGAUAGACCUCUAGUGAAAUUCAAGAGCCACCUCUACUAUGAAGAAAAAGAUACAGUCAAUGAAAAACUGAAGCAGCUUAAAAUUAUUCCUGGAAGUAAGCUGAUCUUUUACAAAAAUGGUGUCUCACAGGGUGUUGCUUUUACAGAUAUAUAUGGUGGUUCAUAUUAUCCAUCACUUUCACUGCAUAAAAGUUCUACCGUUUCUGUAAAUUUUGGACCAAAUUUUAAAUUUCCACCAACUGACUUUCCAUUCAGACCAAUGUCUGAGAAAGCAGAGGAAGCCAUUUGUGAACAAGCUUUAGCAGACAUCCUGUACUUAACGGAAAAUGAGGGGCGACUCCGUCUUGACAUUUAUGGAUCGUAACUGCUACAUGUUAUUGGAGUUGUUGUCAACUUUAUGAUACUUUCAAGAGCUUUUUUUGGCAAAGUUGUAAAAUAUAAUUUUGCUGAUUGCCAAAGUGAUAUAUAUUUGUGAUGUUAGUUUUGCUGUGAAUACUAUGUCAGUAAAAUUAUAUACAUAAGAUACUUGAAACUAUAUUCUGUGAUGAUAUUUAUAUUUUUUCUGUUCUGGUGUCAAUGGAGCAUCAUGUCCAUUGAUCAGAGUGUAAAGCACCAUUUUAAUUCCAGUGCAUGAAGUUAGUGACUCACUGCAUUUCACUUUGUAAAAUGACUGUACGUUUUAACAUUAGAAACAACCUGGAACAAAAUGUGAUAGCUGUGAGGGCUGCUGUACUUUAAUGUUGUGCCUUAAAUUUGUUGAUUCUGUGAAACAAUGGUUAUUUACAGAUAUAUAUAUGUAUAUAAUAUGGGAAUUUAUAUAUUUCCAGAAAAAAUUGCAUUUAUCUCCAAUAUAAUCAUUGUAAAUAAAUGAUUGUAAGCCAUUUUCGGAUGGUAGUGUAUUUUUGUAUAGAGAUUUGAAAAUACAGCUUGUGAAUACCUUCUGUAAUCAAAUGAUUUAAUUUAAUGUGUAAAGCUUUUGAGAAUCUUGUGGAACAGCUUACAGAUCAAGCUUCUUGACUGUGUAUUUUAUAUGCAGUGUGAGCUUACUGCAUACACUGCCAGUACUAAGAUUUUACUGUCUUUGGUAAAGUUGAUGUUGAGAGAGGACCCAUUCUAUUAAAUGUACUUCUGUUGAAUACUUAAGAAAGGAGUUCAUUUCACCAUGUAAUUCUAUUUUUUCCAAUGUUGGAUUCACUUGUAGCUAGGUAGUUGCAGCAUACAUAUUUCAUACAAUGUGCUUAAUUAAAAGAAAGAAGGAACAAACUUGGAAAAUAUUAUUCUGGCUUUUUGUUUAAUUUACUGCUUUCUCUACAUUAUUUUGACCUGUAUGGAUGUGAAAUAGAAUUUUACUUUUUGUAAAGUUUGAUUCGGAUAUUAUCGCAUUAGAAUGAAUAUUCACUCUGCAGAGAAGUGUGUGCCAAUUUGGAACUUCCUGACAAAUCCAUGUGCCAGAUUGGGACUCAAACCUGGUACCUUUGCCUUUCACAGGCAAGUGCUCUACCUACUGACCUAUUCAGCAUGACUCACAAAUUGCCCUCACUGUUUUACUUACACCAGUUUCUCAUCUGUUACUUCCCAAACUUCACACAGUUCCCUGGCAUACCUGGCAGGGCUAGCACUUUGAAGAAAGGGUAUUGCAGUCCGGCACACAGUUUUAAUCUGCCAGGAAGUUUCAUUAUCAUAGUAUUUUUCUAAAGCAUAAUUUUAAGUGUAGAUAAAAAGCUGUAUAUAUGUAUUUAAGUUUCAUCAGAAUGUUUCAGUGUGUCAAGGAUUGUAAGACAGGGUCAUGUAUUAAGGGCACAACUCUUUUUAGUAAGUAUCUAGGUUAUACCAUAAGGAGAACAGUGAGAAUUAGAGUGUCAUAUCUCAGUUAAUGGAAGAAUAAUACAGUGCUACUCUAAAGGGAAGCCUCCAAAUUUACUUUGGAGAGUAAAAAUAGUUAACCUGUUUUGAGGACUUAACAUAUGUGGGAGCCAAAUUUAUGAUAAUUUAGUGUGGAUCUCAAUUAUGUCAGCUUAAGAAUCUGUCAACUGAUAGUGACACCUGAAAUGAGGAAAAGCAUAAAAGCAGUACUGUCCUAUGGUUUAUUCCCAAAAAUACAUUUACCAAGAUAUAGUAGAAUAGAGCAUUAUCAAAAACUACUAUAUUUGAUUAAUUGAUACUAGCGUUUUUCAAGUAUUUCUACAUUUGCGACAAGUGGACUGUCAAGUCAUACAACAAAAACAUUAUUGCUAUUUUCAAGUUGUGGAAUUAAAUUAUAAUGCUGAGUGUAUCCUGAUUUGUAAAAAGAACAAGAAUAAGAAUGUUGGUUGGUAAUCAAAGAAGUGAACGUCAUCUGUCAUCCCAUUUGCUUUAAUGAAAAUCUUCUGUUUCUUGGGCCAUAUAUUAUGAGGAACUGGAAAGAAUCUGGAUCAAUUCAUUAUGCAUCAAGUUUUGUAGCAAAAGAUUGCAAGAAGAACUGCUGUGAGGUAUUUAUUUGAGGCCAUAAUUUGAUGGACCUGUGUCUACAUGUUAUUCCAAUUACAGCAAAAUACUUCUUUUUGUGAUGUUGUCUAACUAGAAGUUCAACCCAAACACAAAAUUAUGCCACUGGAGGGAUUGAAAUAAAAUAUGUAAGUAACAUAAAAAUGUAUCUUUUGAACAAAGCAUUCUACUCCA
This is a messenger RNA of Schistocerca serialis cubense, 4197 nucleotides long. RefSeq names its product set1/Ash2 histone methyltransferase complex subunit ASH2-like. Gene Ontology annotation, cellular component: Set1C/COMPASS complex. NCBI's taxonomy places the organism in Eukaryota, Metazoa, Arthropoda, Insecta, Orthoptera, Acrididae. The transcript has 11 exons. The record is from RefSeq and is a predicted model, not a curated record. Bases 125 to 1903 code for a protein of 592 amino acids. Gene Ontology annotation, molecular function: transcription cis-regulatory region binding; protein binding.